ACAGCUGCGCAGUCUGAGCGCACCCCAGCAGGAAAGCAAGUGUACAGAGAGGAGCCCCCUGGCACUGUCGCUGCACUCUAGGCCCCCACCAUGACGCUGGGCUUGGAGCAGGCGGAGGAGCAGCGAUUGUACCAGCAGACGCUCCUGCAAGACGGACUCAAGGACAUGCUGGACCACGGCAAGUUCCUCGACUGUGUGGUGCGGGUGGGCGAGCGCGAGUUUCCGUGCCACCGCCUGGUGCUGGCCGCCUGCAGCCCCUACUUCCGGGCGCGCUUCCUGGCCGAGCCAGAGAGCACAGGGGAGCUGCGCCUGGAGGAGGUGUCCCCGGACGUGGUGGCCCAGGUGCUGAACUAUCUGUACACGUCGGAGAUCUCGCUGGACGAGGCGAGUGUGCAGGAUUUGUUCGCCGCGGCGCACCGCUUCCAGAUCCCGUCUAUCUUCACCAUCUGCGUGUCCUUCUUGCAGAAACGCCUGUGUCUCUCCAACUGCCUGGCCGUCUUCCGCCUCGGCCUCCUGCUCGACUGCGCGCGCCUCGCGGUGGCCGCCCGCGACUUCAUCUGUGCGCACUUCACUCUGGUGGCGCGCGACGCUGAUUUCCUUGGACUCUCGGCGGACGAGCUCAUCGCCAUCAUCUCCAGUGAUGGCCUCAACGUGGAGAAGGAGGAGGCGGUGUUCGAGGCGGUGAUGCGGUGGGCGGGCAGCGGCGACGCGGAGGCGCAGGCGGAGCGCCAGCGCGCACUGCCCACGGUCUUCGAGAGCGUGCGCUGCCGCCUGUUGCCGCGCACUUUUCUGGAGACCCGCGUGGAGCGCCACCCUCUUGUACGUGCCCAGCCCGAGUUGCUGCGCAAGGUGCAGAUGGUGAAGGAUGCGCACGAGGGCCGCAUCACCAUGCUGCGCAAGAAGAAGAAGGGGAAGGAGGCAGCUGGGGCCAAGGAGGCCAUCAAAAGCGCCUCCCAAGCCAAAGAGGCCGACAAAAGCACAGCCGAAGCCAAGGAGAACGAGGAGGACGAAUGUGUCCUACCCGGGAUCCUCAAUGACACGCUUCGCUUUGGCAUGUUCCUGCAGGACCUUAUCUUCAUGAUCAGCGAGGAGGGCGCUGUAGCCUACGAUCCCGCAGCCAAUGAGUGCUACUGUGCCUCCCUCUCCAACCAGGUCCCCAAGAACCAUGUCAGCUUGGUCACCAAGGAGAACCAAGUCUUCGUGGCUGGGGGCCUCUUCUACAACGAGGACAACAAAGAGGACCCUAUGAGUGCUUACUUCCUUCAGUUUGACCACCUAGACUCAGAGUGGCUGGGGAUGCCCCCGCUGCCCUCGCCGCGCUGCCUCUUUGGCCUGGGAGAGGCUCUCAACUCCAUCUACGUGGUCGGCGGCCGAGAGAUCAAGGACGAUGAGCGCUGCCUGGACUCGGUCUUGUGCUACGACAGACUGUCGUUCAAAUGGGGUGAAUCGGAUCCGCUGCCUUACGCCGUGUAUGGCCACGCAGUGCUCUCCCACAUGGACCUUGUCUACGUCGUUGGCGGCAAAGGCAGCGACAGGAAGUGCCUGAAGAAAAUGUGCGUCUAUGACCCCAAGAAGUUCGAAUGGAAAGAGUUGGCACCCAUGCAGACUGCCCGCUCCCUCUUUGGUGCUACCAUCCAUGACGGCCGCAUUUUUGUGGUGGCUGGGGUCACCGACACAGGGCUGACCAGCUCUGCUGAGGUGUACAGCAUCGCAGACAACAAGUGGGCACCCUUUGAGGCCUUCCCGCAGGAGCGCAGCUCACUCAGCCUGGUCAGCCUGGCAGGCACCCUCUAUGCCCUCAGUGGCUUUGCCACACUGGAGACUGAGUCGGGAGAGCUGGUACCUACAGAGCUCAACGACAUCUGGAGGUAUAAUGAGGAUGAGAAGAAGUGGGAGGGUGUCCUGCGGGAGAUCGCCUACGCAGCAGGUGCCACCUUCCUGCCUGUGCGGCUCAAUGUGCUGCGCCUGACCAAGAUGUGACCAGCCCAGAGGGCCUGAGCCAGCAUCCUUCUCGCCCUGCGGCCCUCACAGACCUGGCCUCGUGGGGGCUCCAAGGAGGAGGCCAGAGCCUACCUGGAUCUAGUUAUGGUGCACAAGGGGCUGCGUCAGCCAGGAAAGGGAAAUCACUGCCUUGUCCUAGCUUUUUGGCGGGGCUAAGAAACUAGACUCUUCUCCAGAGUUACCAUUUCCCUCUGGGUCUUCUUGAUCCAUGAGCCAGAACCACAGGGAUGGAUCCCAGGUGUGCCCUGGCCCUGGCCCAGCCUAGUAGUGUGUGCCGUGUUAGUCCCCACGGGACUCGGUCUCCUUAUUGUCAGAUGAGAGUGUCCUCAUCAAGCACACCUUAAAGCAGAACAUCUCCUUCGUUAAGAAGAAUAAAGUGCCUUCUGAGCAAGCAGCUCAGAGUCUGGAAUCAG
Molecule: messenger RNA, 2414 nt
Organism: Otolemur garnettii (small-eared galago)
Lineage: Eukaryota; Metazoa; Chordata; Mammalia; Primates; Galagidae
Gene: KLHL40
Product: kelch like family member 40
Exons: 6
Coding region: 91-1980 (629 amino acids)
Biological process (GO): negative regulation of proteasomal ubiquitin-dependent protein catabolic process; negative regulation of protein ubiquitination; skeletal muscle fiber development
Cellular component (GO): I band; A band
Molecular function (GO): protein binding
Source: RefSeq, a predicted model, not a curated record